Molecule: messenger RNA, 1664 nt
Organism: Mastomys coucha (southern multimammate mouse)
Lineage: Eukaryota; Metazoa; Chordata; Mammalia; Rodentia; Muridae
Gene: Med7
Product: mediator complex subunit 7
Exons: 4
Coding region: 656-1357 (233 amino acids)
Biological process (GO): regulation of transcription by RNA polymerase II
Cellular component (GO): mediator complex
Molecular function (GO): transcription coregulator activity
Source: RefSeq, a predicted model, not a curated record
AGAAGGCAACCGGAACUGGGGCUUCCGCUGCGCUGAGGAAAAGUCGCUACCGGAAAAGCGAGAAAGAGCUGAGGUGAGCGGGCGGCGGCGGUUGGCGACCGCAGCCUGAGCCCGUCUCUCCGCCCCCGCGGUUGCGUCUCUCCCGGCGUGGAGCGCCGAAGUCCGGCGCGGGACAGCCAGGGAAGCCCGCGCUUGCCUUCCUCCCACGUUCCUCCGCGGAGCCUCCCCGGGGCCUGAGGCGGGCGGCCGGCCGAAGGUACGCCGAGUACCGCUCGCUCCGGACGAGGAGCCGGACUGCGGGCUGGGAGGUCCGAGUUCUCGUCCCCACGCCGCGGGCUUUUCAAGGGUCGUGGCCUUCGCCUGCCCUGUCGCCAUUGAUUACCUAGCAUCCUUUUCUAACCAAGCAGAACAAAUCUUACUUCAUGAUCACAUGAAGUCUGGCAGGCAGCAAGAGUGCUCUUUAACAGGAUCACCUGUCCCUCUUGGGUGAAAUUAGCACACCUGUUGUCUUGGCUGGCCGACAAGUUCUCAAUUUUCAAGGUGUAUUUCCCAUCAGGAAACUUGAAGAUAAUAUGGUCUGAGCCCACAGUGAACUUCUGAACAUCAUAGUUGUGUUGAUCAGGCUGCUCUGCUCUUAGGUUCUUGAUUGUCUACAAUGGGUGAACCACAGCAAGUGAGUGCACUUCCACCACCUCCAAUGCAGUACAUCAAGGAAUAUACAGAUGAAAAUAUUCAGGAAGGCUUGGCUCCCAAGCCUCCCCCUCCGAUUAAAGACAGCUACAUGAUGUUUGGCAACCAGUUCCAGUGUGAUGAUCUUAUCAUUCGCCCUUUAGAAAGUCAGGGCAUCGAACGGCUUCAUCCUAUGCAAUUUGAUCAUAAGAAAGAGCUGAGAAAACUCAAUAUGUCUAUACUGAUUAAUUUCUUAGACCUUUUAGACAUCUUAAUAAGGAGUCCUGGGAGUAUAAAACGAGAAGAAAAAUUAGAAGAUCUUAAGCUUCUUUUUGUACAUGUGCAUCAUCUUAUAAAUGAAUAUCGACCCCACCAAGCAAGAGAGACUUUGAGAGUCAUGAUGGAGGUCCAGAAACGCCAGCGCCUCGAAACAGCUGAGAGGUUUCAGAAACAUCUGGAACGAGUAAUUGAAAUGAUUCAAAAUUGCUUGGCUUCUUUGCCUGAUGAUUUGCCCCAUUCUGAAGCAGGGAUGAGAGUUAAAACUGAGCCGAUGGAUACAGAUGAUAACAGCAAUUGUACUGGACAGAAUGAACAACAAAGAGAAAGUUCAGGUCACAGAAGGGACCAGAUUAUAGAAAAAGAUGCUGCCUUAUGUGUGCUAAUUGAUGAAAUGAAUGAAAGGCCAUGAAGAAUAUUCUUUUUUUUUCCCCUUUUAGUAAGUAGCAUCAUAUAUUAGUUUAUUUUCUCUCAGUCUUAAGAGGUAUAAAUAGACUUUUUUCAAUUGAAAUGCUGUAGGUGGUAAUUUAACACUAAACAUAGGCCAGCAAGUAUAUUUGAGUAAUUGCCAUAAAAAAAGCAGAAUGUUUGCUGUUGUUUGGGAUAGUCCUAUUUUUUGGAGUUGGAAUAAAAACUUGAAAUAAUAACAAAUUGUCAUUCUUGGAAAAAAAAGUUAUUUGCUUCAAGACUAAUAAAGGGCAUCAAGUAUACAUGUGAAA